AUGCCGAUAGCCAGUGAGAGCACCACCCUCAACUCCGUCACCACCACCAUGACCACCUUCUCCGCUCCGGUCACCGCGCCCAAGUCGAUGCCCAACAACCAGUCUGCGUUGGCGGCGUCCUUUACAAACUUCCUUACCGUUUCAAUCCACCAGAUUCUCUUCCUGCGUUCGGUUUAUCCGCGAGCAACCUUUUUGCCGGUCCGGGCGUACAAUUACCCCGUCCGACAGUCUCGUCACCCCAAAGUGUGUGACUAUAUCAAUGAUGCGUCGAUUGCAGUCGGGACGGAGAUCUUGAAAGGCACAAUCACCGCUGUCAGUAUCAUCAUUUCAUCUCUCCGCACAAACCAGCCCCUCGAACGAUAUGCCUUUGAUCUGUCCGGGUUUCCUCGUGUUGCUGCCGGAGAUAUCAACACCACUUUUGAAGACAGAAAAGAAGAUUCACCCAAGCCAGGUGUCUCCAUUACUGACCGGGGUUCCGCGCCGACAACCGUCGACCUGGAGGCGCAGUUCCGUGCCUGUCUUGCAAGGCUGGCCUCGGCUUGCGCUCGGUUGACCCCUCUGCCUCGCGAUGACGAGUUCAGCUUUACCGUCUGUAUCGAAGUCCGGGAAGACGCGUUACCUCCCGCCGGUACCACGAAGGAAGAACAGACGUGGAUCGUGGCCGAACCCGGAAAGAUCCAUCUGCGAUCGUGCAGCGCACCUUAUUCCGUCUCCAAGUUGAAGAAUGGCGAGCUACACCCACUGCCGCCCAAGGUUCCCAACGGUCGUGCCAAAACGGUGCCGGUGCGGCGUGUAGAAGCUGGGGAGCUUCGUUUGGAACUAUGGGUGGAAGAGGCACGGCAGAAGUUCAAUGAACCCGUGGAUUCCGAGCAUCCUCCAUGA
Molecule: messenger RNA, 882 nt
Organism: Aspergillus clavatus NRRL 1
Lineage: Eukaryota; Fungi; Ascomycota; Eurotiomycetes; Eurotiales; Aspergillaceae
Product: putative mitotic spindle checkpoint protein (Mad2B)
Exons: 1
Coding region: 1-882 (293 amino acids)
Cellular component (GO): zeta DNA polymerase complex
Source: RefSeq, a predicted model, not a curated record